This is a messenger RNA of Puccinia graminis f. sp. tritici CRL 75-36-700-3, 297 nucleotides long. RefSeq lists its product as uncharacterized. The transcript has 2 exons. NCBI's taxonomy places the organism in Eukaryota, Fungi, Basidiomycota, Pucciniomycetes, Pucciniales, Pucciniaceae. The coding region runs from base 1 to 297 and encodes 98 amino acids. The record is from RefSeq and is a predicted model, not a curated record.
AUGAAACUCGUACGUUCUCAAAGCUGUAAAGUCUUGCGGCUCUAUGAGCAUGAUCCCCUAAAAGAGACAACCGGCUCGGCGAAGCGACUGUGCAUUGACAGUCGUGAAUUGCGCGACUUGGGUGGUCCGAAUGAGACUGAGUUCAAUGCAGUGGAGUGGGCUUGCGUGGUGUACCUUGUGGGCUUGGAGGCUCCGGCCCUGCCGAGAGGACCUAGCGCGGGUUGGGCCAGUCGCGUCAACGCGUGUCUGCGGCCUCAAGAUUUCGAUUUCGUCCGGGAUGCUGACGGUAUUGGUUGA